Messenger RNA from Trichoderma citrinoviride, 1281 nucleotides. RefSeq names its product FAD/NAD(P)-binding domain-containing protein. The coding region runs from base 1 to 1281 and encodes 426 amino acids. The transcript has a single exon. Lineage: Eukaryota; Fungi; Ascomycota; Sordariomycetes; Hypocreales; Hypocreaceae. The record is from RefSeq and is a predicted model, not a curated record.
AUGGCCAGCGACAACGACAAAUUCCACCCUGCGCAGUUUUUGGAGAACAAGACGAUAGUCAUUGCGGGGGCAGGUCUUGCCGGCUCUGCGUUUGUUGUCGGCCUUCAGAAACUCUGGAAUCCGAAACUCGACCAGCCAAACAUCAUCAUAUACGAACGUGAUGCGCAAGACGUGGCUACACGAAGAGAGACGUACAAUCUGUCUCUAACGGCCUAUGACAAAAACGGCGGCCUUGUCGUGUUGAGAGACCUUGGAUUGCUUGACGAGGCCUUGGGACAAGCUGCCUCGGGAGUUGAUGGCGUCGGUGCCUUCAAGAUAUGGGACUCACAAUGGAGAGAGCACGUCGCUUUCAGGAGGAAGCCCGUCCUCGGCAUUCCAUCAUCCAGCAUCCGAAUUGCUCGAGAAGAUGUUCGUCAAGUCCUUCACAAUUCAUUCCAUCUCGGCGAUCAUUGUGUCGUCCACUGGGAGUCACAGUGCGUUUCUGCCACAGAACUUCCCGAUGGUCGUCUGAGAGUUCGAGUGGUGAGCGGAGAUGGCGCCGUGAGCGAGCAAGACUGCGACAUCCUCAUAGCUGCCGACGGGGCGAGCAGCAAAAUUCGACAAAGCCUUCGCCCAGACGAUCCCCUUUGUUACAACGGCGCAGUCCUCAGGGGCGGAGUGGCGAGGUUCGAAGAGGCUUUGCCGCCGCAGCUGAGUGAGGACUGGGGCUUUGUCGUCUCCCGCACGGGCGUAUCUGCUUUCGUUUCUCCCAUCGACAAGCACAGAAUCCUGUGGACUGUUGGGCAAAAUGAGGACCAGGUGCCAGGCCUGGAUCGCGGCUCUCUCGAUCAAGCUCAGGCUGUUAUUGACAAGAGUCUUGAGCUUGCAUCGCACAUUGCCGAGCCUUUUCCCAGUAUCAUCAAGAGGACAGAUCCCCAAACAGUGUUGCUCUUAAACUCGCGGGACAAGAUGCCCUUUCAUCAUAGCGAUAUCACAAGGAUACCCGCCAUCUUUCUUGGGGACAGCAACCACGCACUCAGCCCAUUUGCAGGGAUUGGGGCCAAUCUAGCACUGGCGGAUGGAUGGGAACUGGCAUACCAAAUGUGCAAGCACCGAAGCCUAGAGGAGGCCGUCAAGGCAUAUGACAGCGUCAGCGUCCCGAGAGCAGCACAGAGCCUGAAGCGGUCGAGAGGACUGAUCAAGUCUGCCCAUAGCACCGGCUGGCGAUAUUAUCUGUUUUGGUGCGUGUUGUUAGUGGGCAAGUUUGUGAGAUGGAUGUCGAGCAAGAUGGCGGGGAGCUGA